Xyrichtys novacula (pearly razorfish) is the source of this 5289-nucleotide messenger RNA. Lineage: Eukaryota; Metazoa; Chordata; Actinopteri; Labriformes; Labridae. The record is from the annotation of a GenBank genome assembly.
GGAGCGACUGCUGUUCAGUGUUGUUUAGCCGAGGAUGAGAGACGAGUCUUUUGAGGAGUAUUGACAGUUCGAAUCACCUGUAGAGGAGCCCAACAGGUAAGACAUUUUUGUGGUUUCUAAUAUGCAGAAAUGUCCUGCUUUUAAAAUGUGUUUAUAUCUAAAAAUGGAGUGAUACCAAAAGGGAAGAGCACACUUACUGAGGUGAAAGUUGAUGUGUUUUUUAUCAAUUAUUAUUAGUAUUUUUUUUUUAAAUAAAGUGCACAGGUAGGGUUGACUCAGGGUUUAAUGUAACGUAGCUCAUGUAUUAGUUGGCUCUCUGCCUCUGUCUGAAAGUCAACCCUACUUACUAUAUCCCCCUGGCAUGUGCAGCUCAUCAUAUUUACUACAUAGCAAGGCUACUUCUUCCAGUAUGUACUUGACAUGUCAGUGGAUGUAUGAGUGGGGAAAUAAAACCUGUCACGGUUUACAGGUUCUCUCUUAAUAUAAAGAAUGCUUAUCGAUGUUUUACAGCUUAAAUUUAAGGAGGCAAGGCUGUAACUGGGCACCAAGGCACCACACCCCCUUGGGAUGCCUUGAGAAACUCUGGAUUGCUGUAUGAUUUAUGAUUUAUAAUUGAAAAUACAGACUUCUUUGAAUAUAUUUUUGAAGAAUAUCCCUUUCUCAAUUUGAAGCUUGGCUAUAACAAAGCAAAUCCGUCCACUUUAACUCUUAACUGUGCACAAUGCAGUGGACAUGAGGGUCCAGACACUUUUUUUUUUCAAACUUGCAUUGGGUUUGAAGUUUAAAAAUGAGUGCUAUGAAUAUUAAAAGCAAUUUUCUUUAUGCUGACAUUUCUGAUUGCAUCUUUUUCAGUCUUGCAGUCAUGACGUGCAUCCACCCCCAGCAUGAAUCUCAGCCCUAUGAGAACAGUCUUGGCAGCUUAGAGCUUCAAAACACAGACUUUAUCUCCAAGCUGGCGGUCGAUAUGAGCAACCCACGGGACCACCUCUCUGCUCCACCUCUUCCAAGCAUUAGCUCCCUGGUGGACUCUCACGCAGGCGAAUUUGACGCAUAUUCAUGCCAGUUUACUGCAGCUCCUGCCCACGUUAACACAUCCUUGGGCCAGGAGACCCCAUUCAAGCUGGACAACCUCCAGGUUUACGGUUGCUACCCCGGAGCGUUUGCUCUAACGUUCCCUGAGGAGGCUGGGUCCCCUGCUGGGUCAGAUUAUUUCGGUAGCCCUGUAUCUGCCUCAUCUCCUUCUACCCCUGGAUUCCAGCAUACGUCCAACUGGGACUCAGCAUUCGGGCCUUUUUCACCCAGUCCAGGAUUCUGGGCGACAGAGGAGACGUCUGUACCACAUGUGCCUUCGUUUUUCACUUUCAGCUCUGGCUCUGUGGAGGACAUGUCUCAUAUGGGUCAACCACAGGAUCCUUUCACUUUGGCUCAGCCUCAUUCUCACUCAUCUGCACUGACCUUCCCGGCCUUGGUGAUGGAGCAAGGGCAAAGUCUUGAAAGCUCUGACCACUUGGAUGGGAGCUCAUCGCCGAAAUUGAAGAGUCCAGGUGGGAAUGACGGCUGCUGUGCUGUGUGUGGGGACAACGCCUCCUGUCAGCACUAUGGGGUUCGAACCUGUGAGGGGUGCAAAGGCUUUUUCAAGGUAGUAAAAUCUUGUCAAUCUUUGAGCAUGUUGGUCCAACUUCCAGACAAAGUUAAAAGGGAAAAGAAAACUAAGUGCAUGAUUUUGUUCCACAGCGCACGGUCCAAAAAAAUUCCAAGUACGUUUGCCUCGCCAACAAAGACUGCCCGGUCGACAAGAGGAGACGUAACCGAUGCCAGUUCUGCCGCUUUCAGAAAUGUCUUGCUGUCGGGAUGGUGAGAGAAGGUGAGUCAAAUGCAGAUGAAUGUGUGGUGGGAUUAUGAUGACGUUGAACUGAAACUAACAGCCUUUCUCUUUGCAGUUGUGAGAACAGAUAGCUUGAAAGGACGAAGAGGCCGCUUACCAUCCAAGCCUAAAGUCGUCCAGGACGUGACGUCAACUGUGUCGCCUGUGAGCAUGAUCGCUUCACUCGUGAGGGCCCACAUUGACUCAAACCCUGGGGUCGGGAGAAUAGAUUACUCCAAGGUAAAUAAGACAAUGAACAUCCUUAUAAAGGGUUUUAUAUCAACUGUUGCAUCUUUUUAAACAUCUCUUUUGUCCGAAUUUUCAGUAUGAAGAGACAGAGGUCACCCCAAACCAGAAGGAAGAUGCGAGCGACAUCAAACUGUUUUACGACUUACUCACAGCCUCCAUGGAGGUCAUCAGGAAGUGGGCGAAGAGCAUCCCUGGUUUCUCUGAGUUCUGCACAGAAGAUCAGGAGCUUUUGCUUGAAUCGGCUUUUGUUGAACUCUUCAUCUUGCGUCUUGCAUAUCGGUGAGUACAAAAAGCUUUGAAACCUUUCUGACAGUGUGACUUAGAGAAACUUGUUCAUUCAAACCCCUGUUUACAGAGCAACAUACACACUUUGAUAGAGUUAGUAAAAAAGUAGAGUACUUACAUGUGAAUCCCUGUUCCUCCUGAAAGUUCCAACCCCGAGACCGAGAAACUCAUCUUCUGCAACGGCGCCGUGCUUCACAAGACGCAGUGUGUCCGAGGCUUUGGGGACUGGAUCGACUCCAUCUUGGACUUCUCUCAAAGUUUGCAUCGCAUGAAGUUGGAUGUCUCCUCCUUCUCCUGUCUCACAGCCCUGGUCAUAAUCACUGGUAAGGAGAGCGCUCAUCAUUUAACACCAUUAGACGUGGACACAAUUGGCUUUUGUGGCCUGAAUCAGUUUGUUUAUUUCAAGCAUGGCCAAAGUCUGCAAAAGGAAACCGGUGUCAUUGGUGAAGACAAUACAAGGCCGUUACAUAACACUAGACUGACAGGACAGGUGUUUGACAAAAUGCAACACGACUGAACAUAUAGUACAGGGAAGUUGUCAUAUAUCACAGCAGACUAAACAUAGCCACAAUGAAGGGGAUAUAUAUUAACAUUUAAAGCUCCAGUGAGGAGUUUUAAGCUGGUUAUGAAACAGAGUGAAAUCUAUACUGAUGCCUCUGUAGGAACCACCAAAGCAAACCAGGUCAUUAGCGACAAACUGUUAAUUUCUAUACAGUUAUUUUUAAUGCUUGUAAAUUCUGCCACCAGAGAGGUGUCAGAUGAGAGGAUUAACAGCACUUAGCUGUUACAGCAUCUGUUUACAUUUUCCAUGACAGUGAGUCACAGUGGAUGUUCAAGUAUACAAUCAAAACACAGCAGAAUACGUUUUUUUUUAGAAACACAGGACAGGACAACAUAAACCGAGAGAUAAGAGGUACUGCUUUGUCCACAUGGGGCGCCAAAGUUAACCUAAAACAAGGGUUCCUCACAGGAGCUGUAAGACUCAAGUGCAGUGUGUCUUGUUUAGUUGUGAACUAUUAAAGCUUGCAUGGUUAGUAGUCUUGAGUUGCUUAGAGCUCCCGUGUUUCUCAAAUGUGUCUGAUUUUCUUCUGCAGAUCGACAUGGCCUUAAGGAGCCAGGACGUGUGGAAGAACUGCAGAACCAGCUUAUUACCUGUCUCAAAGAUCACGUCUCCGGCUGCGGCUCUGAAUCAGUGCGGCCAAAUUAUUUGUCCAGACUCCUUGGGAAGCUGCCCGAGCUCAGGACUCUGUGCACCCAAGGCCUCCAGCGCAUCUUUUACCUGAAAUUAGAAGAUCUUGUGCCCCCACCCCCGAUUGUGGACAAAAUCUUCAUGGAUACACUUCCUUUCUGAGUGUGGGAAAUUGAUCUUCUGUGAUAUAAAAUCUGAUUUCACUGGCAGCCAAAGAGAACAGAAAGAGCACUUAUACCCCAGGUGGUAUCAACACAGAUCACCUGAAGAGGAAAAAGACUAAUGGAUUCUAAUUUUGGAGGAAAAGGGGCUACCUGUGAGUUAUAAAGAGACAAAAAACUUGAAGUGACAAAAAAAGCGGAGCCAGCACACAAUCCUUUUCCUCAUUUGUGUUUGUGGGAUAUUGUGCACUCUGCAGAAGAAACUAUAUUGGCCAGCUCAUGGACCAAAAGGUGACUGUUUACAUCCAACAAUGUGCCAGGAUCUGAAACAUGUGAAGAAGAGAUGAUUGCACUUUCCAAACACUUAUAGUUUGAAUAGAUUAACUCAACAUCUGCACCAUCAUUUCAAGAAACGAGCACAUCUUCUUUCUUUUCUUUUUUUUUUGUUACAUUUUGGUGUGACUUGUAUGACUGUAAAUUGCACAUAAAUGUCCAACAAAGCAUUAUAUGAAUGUGUUAAAUGAGUAAAUGAUUUCACAGAGCCACUCUGAAGCCUCCAAAGCAUACGUUUACUGUAUGCUUAUACUGCCAUGUUUGGUGAUUUAAAAAAGUAGGUGAAACCUGCAGGAUUAUUCAGACGUAUCAUUCAUGUAUCAUGAAGUGACAGUGAGCAGCUAAUAUACUGUGUAUCAGUCAGUACAGUCUUGUACACUGGUCUUAUAUGUAAAAUUGUUUUGAAUCUACCAUGGACUGUAUGCUGUAACUUUCUUUUGAGCCUGUUAUUUUUACAUACUAAGACGUUCUAUUUUACUGCAGCUAAACAUGAAAUAAAAUGGAAAACUGCAUUUUACAGUAGAUUUGGUUAUGUUUACUUGGGUUAUGUGGAGGUUUAAAAGAAGGACGACAGUUGGAUUACACAAUAGCUGACUUUGGCGCCCCCUGUGGACAAAGUAGUUGUUGCUAAUUUUGUGUUAUCCUAGUGUAGGUGGUGUUUAAUGACAAAAAUCUCCUCCUGUUGUCUUUUCAAAGUGCAAUUUAUGACUCAGCUUGAAUAUUGUGCUGUGGGUUAAUUAAGUGGUUUCUUCAGCGUACCGACCCCCUCACAGCAGCAGCAGACAUUAAAAAUGACAGUAUGGACAUCAUCAGUCUUGUCAUUAAUGGUGUCAUUUGCUUUUUCACAUCAUGGAGACACCACACCUUUCAUUUCAGUCUGUUUUACAAUCUGGCAAAAAAAAAGCUUGUGCCGAGUAACCUCCUGUGCUCCCAGCCUGUCAGCCUGAGUCCUGUGCACCUUUUUCUUAACACACCUCCAAACAUGCUGCUGAAACAUGUCCCCCUGUUCACCUCCCUCCCAGCUAUGUGCCAGGCUCUUUUUAGAAGCCGGAGGAAUUCCCUGUCCUGUCUCAAGUAACUCAGACUACUUCAUCAUUGUACAGUGCCACAUGCUAACAUACAACAAGUGUCACACUGAAGUGCUUGAAGUGAAUGUUAUGGAAAAACUGUAUCGUGUCUGCAGGGCAAUAAAAACUUUUGAUAUGUGA